Molecule: messenger RNA, 2695 nt
Organism: Dama dama (fallow deer)
Lineage: Eukaryota; Metazoa; Chordata; Mammalia; Artiodactyla; Cervidae
Product: zinc finger protein 253-like
Exons: 8
Coding region: 1-1962 (653 amino acids)
Biological process (GO): regulation of transcription by RNA polymerase II
Molecular function (GO): RNA polymerase II cis-regulatory region sequence-specific DNA binding; DNA-binding transcription factor activity
Source: RefSeq, a predicted model, not a curated record
AUGACCUGCAGGGACAUUGUGACGGUUCUAAUAAGAAGGAUCAUACAGAGUACUGUUGAGAGCUCCCCUGAACUGCUCCAUGCUGUUGCUGCCUCAGCAUCUGUCUGGGGAGCAGGCAGCCUGCAGGUCCUUGAACUCACACCAGCCAGUCCUCCUCAGCAGCUGAGGCGCACAGGCUUCCUCUUCCCAGAGCGCGUGGGGUAUUCCUGGACCAGGGAUGAGGCCCGAGGGCCCUGCACUGGACGGCUGACCUUCUGGGAUGUGGCCAUAGACUUCACUCAAGAGGAGUGGGAAUGCCUGGACCUCAGUCAGCGGGACUUGUACACGGACGUGAUGGUAGAGAACUAUAGGAACCUGGGUUUCUUGGGUCACCAGCAUAGAUCCUUGAAGUCAGGGCCCAGGAUUGCAUUCAUCAUGGAGCUGGAUCUGCUUUGGUGCUGUGGGGGCAGCUCAGACUCCGGCCUGGCCCUGCCCCCUAGUGUGGGAGCCCAGGAAGUCUACAGCUGCUACAACUACACCUGCUGUGACUGGGGGAGCCGUCCUUGUCCACUCAGACGUUCUAAAGUGCUUCAGCCCGCUCUGGGCAUGUGGAUAAACUACAGGCCGCUGCUCCCGAGGUUUCCCAGAGUCCACCAGUCUACCCUGGAAGUGAGGGGCGCAGAGGAAGAGGCAACAGCUGGGUUCAUGAGAGCACCCACCCUAAUGGAGCCCUUCCUCCUGCCUCGUGAGGAGGGGCCAGCACAGGGGGAGAGAGGCUACAAACAAUGGACGUCUCCUCACAGCCCAGAGCAGUCUUCUGCCUGGGUCUGCUCUCCAGACCCCCAUUCCAGCACCCAGCCCUUGUCUGCAGUGGUGGACACCCUCUCAGGCUGGUGGAGAGAAAACUUACAAAAUCAGUCUUCAAAUCUGAUUAAGCAGCAGAAAAUUCAGAAUCCACGGAAACAUUACAAGUGUAAUAAAUGUGGGAAAGUCUUCAGUAACUCAUCUAAUAUAAGUAAACACAGGAAAAAAUGUUCAGGAAGGAAACCUUUCAAGUGUACAGUAUGUGCCAAAGCCUUUAAUCAGAGUUCAAAUCUUAGUCAACAUCGGCAAAUCCAUACUGGCAGGAAACCUUAUAAAUGUAGCGAAUGUUGCAAAGUGUUUAUCUAUUUCUCAAAUCUUAGUCACCAUCAGCAAAUUCACACUGGGGCGAAACCUUAUAAAUGUGCAAAGUGUGGCAAAGCCUUUAAUCAGAACUCAAGUCUUACUCGACACCAGCAGCAAAUUCAUACUGGAGAGAAACCUUAUAAAUGUAAGGAUUGUGGCAAAGCCUUUGGCCGGCGCUAUGGUCUUACUCAACACCAGCGAAUUCAUACUGGAGAGAGACCUUAUAAAUGUAAAGAAUGUGGGAAAGCCUUCAAUACAAACUCACAUCUUACUCAACACCAGCGAAUUCAUACUGGAGUGAAACCUUAUAAAUGUAAGGAUUGUGGCAAAGCCUUUAGCCAGUGCAGUGGCUUUACUCAACAUCAGUUAAUUCAUACUGGAGAGAAACUUUAUAAAUGUAAAGGAUGUGGAAAAGCCUUUAGUCAAUCCUCAACUCUUACUAAACACCAGAUAAUUCAUACUGGAGAGAAACCUUAUAAAUGUAAAGAAUGUGGAAAAGCAUUUAAUAAAAACACAACUCUUACCAAACACCAGCGAAUUCAUACUGGAGAGAAACCUUAUAAAUGUAAAGAAUGUGGAAAAGCCUUUAGUCAAUCCUCAACUCUUACUAAACACCAGCAAAUUCAUACUGGAGAGAAACCUUAUAAAUGUAAAGAAUGUGGAAAAGCCUUUAGUCAAUCCUCAACUCUUACUAAACACCAGCAAAUUCAUACUGGAGAGAAACCUUAUAAAUGUAAAGAAUGUGGAAAAGCCUUUAGGCAUAGCAGUCAUCUCACUAGGCAUCUCAGUGCACAUACUGGAGAGAAACCCUCAUAAUGAAAUAACUGAUGGAAGAAGUUUGUCCUAAACAUACACGUCGGAAAACACGAGACCAUUUAUAUAAGAAAUAUAUGGAGUGAUGUAUAAAUGUAAAAGAAAAAAAAGUGUAGAAAAUGAUUUAAUGAAAAUUGAAAUCUAAAUAAAUACCAGAAAAUCCAUACUAGAAAACUUUACAUCAAUCCUGUUUUCCGAAGUUCCUCUUACAGAGAAGUACUAUAGAUAGUAAUCAACAGUUAAAACAGAUAGAAAAUUGAUAUGUUAGUGUGGAUCACAAGAUGAAAGUUUGAUGUUUAUAAGGGUACAAUUAUUAGCAAUGUAUCCUUGUUUAUACUGACAUGAUUUGUGAUUAUUUGAGAGUGAAUGUAGUUCAACUCUCUACUUAAUCCAAGGAAUGAUUCAUUUCUAGUGUGCAAGCAAACUUAUGUUUUUGAUAGUUGGUACCUCAAAGAUGAGAGAAGCCCUUCUAUCUAGGGAGAAAUCAUUUAUAUGUAUUCUCCAUUAGAAGAUUAAGGACACAGUAUUGUAACAUGUACAGUAAACGCCUAAAUGGUGGUGUUUGUCAUUCAUGUCACACAUCCCUGUAGGUCACCAUGAUGUAAGUGUUCAGGGAAUAAUUCCACAUACUAAGGAUGUAAGUUAUUAAGUUAUGCUUUUAAAGGUUAAUAUAAUGACAGCUCACUGAAAUCUUGAUGUGUUUUAUAAUAUCAGCAGAAAUUAUGAAUGUUUAACA